This is a messenger RNA of Malaya genurostris, 2198 nucleotides long. RefSeq names its product E3 ubiquitin-protein ligase HRD1 (gene sip3). NCBI's taxonomy places the organism in Eukaryota, Metazoa, Arthropoda, Insecta, Diptera, Culicidae. The record is from RefSeq and is a predicted model, not a curated record. The transcript has 6 exons. Gene Ontology annotation, cellular component: cytoplasm. The coding region runs from base 273 to 2069 and encodes 598 amino acids.
AGUUUAUCGUGUACGUGGAAUUUCAAUUUUCUGAAAAGAAAUUUAAAUUUACUGUAUACAUUUAGUUGUGUUAGAUGUACAUAUGGCAUUAUAAAAAUGAAUUUAUAAAACUGUGAAUAUAUAUUUAUUUAUAAAUUAGUUUCGAGUUUAUCAGCAUACUGCGAAUAUAACUAUUCAGCAAUAGAACAAAGUAAUAAAAUAUUGCGGCGAAAUUUUACAAAAUUAACAUAUUUUUCGAAAGCAUCAGCCUGUUGGCUGCAAAAAUAUUUCAAAUGCGUGCUUUGGGUAUAUCUGUUCUUAGCCUGGCGCUAACGUGUAUUGUAAUAGGAAAUGCAUACUAUCAGAAGAAACAAUUCUAUCCAUCUGUAGUCUACAUUACCAAAUCUAAUCCAAGCAUGGCGGUAAUUUAUGUCCAAUCACUUGUACUGGUUCUGAUGUUGGGGAAAUUAAUGAAAAAGGUUUUCUUGGGAACACUACGAGCAGCGGAGUUUGAACAUUUAAUGGAACGUUUCUGGUAUGCACUAACAGAAACAUGUCUAGCUUUUACAGUUUUCAGAGACGAUUUCAAUCCAAAAUUCGUAGCACUAUUCACAGUACUAUUGUUUUUAAAAUCAUUUCACUGGUUAGCUGAAGAUCGCGUGGAUUACAUGGAGCGAAGCCCUGUUAUUGGAUGGAUAUUUCAUUUAAGAGUUGCGGGAUUGUUGGCAUGCUUAGGUUUACUGGAUUACCAACUUAUCGCAUAUGCAUAUCAGUCGACUGUUGCUAAAGGUGCAACCGUUCAAUUGGUGUUUGGCUUUGAAUAUGCUAUAUUGAUGACAAUGGUACUUAACACGACUAUCAAAUAUAUUUUUCAUGCCGCAGAAUUGCGUUCCGAUACACCCUGGGAAAAUAAGGCGGUGUUUUUACUAUACACUGAACUUAUUAUCGGUUUCAUUCGUGUAGUUCUCUACGUUAUUUUUGUAAUACUUAUGGUGAAAAUUUAUACAUUACCUUUGUUUGCGUUCCGGCCAAUGUACUAUACAAUGAGGAACUUCAAAAAAGCAUUAAAUGAUGUAAUAUUAUCAAGACGUGCAAUUCGAAAUAUGAAUACGCUUUAUCCAGAUGCCACACAGGAUGAAUUACAAUUGUCUGACAAUAUCUGUAUCAUUUGUCGGGAAGAUAUGAUCAAUAGCUCAAAAAAGCUACCGUGUGGUCAUAUUUUUCACACUGCCUGCCUACGAUCUUGGUUUCAACGACAACAGACCUGCCCAACAUGCCGUUUAAAUAUUCUAAGAACACCUAUAACGACUAUUCAUCCUAAUCCCGUUCCACCAACCGGUACCGAAACAAAUAAUUUGAUAAACCCAAACGACGGAAAUCGAUCGACAUCAGCUGGGAUUGGCGUUUCCGUGCCACCAACAUUACAAACGGCUGCUAAUGCAUCAAAUGUUUCUGCCGUUUCGCUCGUUACUGGAACACCCUUGGCAUUCCAUCCACUUCCUUUUGUGGGACUGCCUUCAUACGAGAUGCCUUUGCCUCCUGCUCCACCUGCUUUAGAAACAUUGACCGAUGAAGAAUUAAGAAGAAUGGAAGGAAACGAGCGGCAUCAUAUUGAAGAGCGAAUUAAGCAUCUUCAAAAUAUUCGCACCUUGAUGGAUGCAUCCAUUGCAUUAAUGAAUCAAUAUACAGCAAUUGUAGCGCGACUACCGACAGCUUCUAUGCAAAUGGAAAGUAAUUUCGCUAGCGCUGAAAUGUCAUCAAUGGUAUCAUCGGACACUUCUACUCCUUCUCAGAUGCAUACUCUCACAGACGUAAAGCAAAAUACACAAGACGGUGCUUUUCUAAAAGCAACCAAAAUAACUGCGGCAAAGCUUGAAGAUCUGGGUAGUGACGAUGAAUCUAUCGUUGUCGAGGAGUCUCUUCCUAAUCCAAGCAAAGAACGUUUGAUCACAACAGAUCAGCAGCAGCCUAAUGUAGUAGAAUCCUCUUCUAGCAGUAGAAGCAACAUCAGUCAUUUCGAUGAUUCUGAAAAGAUAGAAAUUCGUCGCAGACGCCUAGAAAAAUUCGAUUCAAGGACAGGAGCUGAUUGAGGUACUCAAGUUUUUCCAUGCGAGUGUGUUGUGAUUUUAAUGUAAAAAUACUAAUUUGUAAACUGAGUUGGUAAUCAGCUGAGCUAUGGACGCUAGGUUACAUGUGAAAUACAUACAAUUAUAUGCUUA